Carya illinoinensis is the source of this 918-nucleotide messenger RNA. RefSeq names its product protein FAR1-RELATED SEQUENCE 5-like. The coding region runs from base 1 to 918 and encodes 305 amino acids. The record is from RefSeq and is a predicted model, not a curated record. The transcript is spliced from 4 exons. NCBI's taxonomy places the organism in Eukaryota, Viridiplantae, Streptophyta, Magnoliopsida, Fagales, Juglandaceae.
AUGGCCAACCCAUUUGAUGAAGACUUUAACCCAUUUGAUCAUUCAUUUGAGAUGCCACCUUAUAUGCCAUACACUCCACCGACUAAUCCAGAAGACCUGACACAAGAAGCGCCCCCUGAGUCAACUGCUGCUGAAUUUGAAAAAAAUGUUGGGUGUUCAUCACGAAUUAGUGAUGACAGUGUUCAUGACGCCGAUGAAAUGGUAUUCGACAUAAAUGAAGAUUUAGAGGGUACCACUGAUGUCCAAGAAGAUGAGGUACGAGUUGAUGCACCCAGAUCUAGUAUGGAAUUUGCAAGUGUGAAAGAGCUGACAGUCUACUAUAAGCAUUAUGCGAAACAACAGGGUUUUGGUGUAUGGAUACAGAGGACUAGGAGAGAUGAUGAUAGGACGCCAGUUUAUGUGACAGUUGGUUGUGCCCAUGGCGGAAAGUACCAACCUAAGAAUAAAAAUAUACACAACCACGUAACUGUAAGCCCCAAGAAGACUAGGCUAUUGCGAUCUCACAAGGUUCUAGAUGAAUACAGCCAAAGGGUCCUCGACUUGAAUGAUCAAGCCGGUAUACGACUGAAUAAGAACUUUUUUUCUCUUGUCGUUGAUGCAGGAGGUUUUGAGAAUUUUCAGUUUCAGGAGAAAGAUUGUCAGAAUUAUAUUGAUAAGGCAAGACAUUUACAGUUGGGUAAAGGAGGUGGAGAUGCACUUAAUCAGUAUUUCAAAAGAAUGAGAGACAAGAAUGAUGGGUUCGUUUCUGUCAUGGACGUGGAUGAUGAGGGGAGGUUACGAAAUGUCUUUUGGGCUGAUGCUCGUAGUCGAGCGGCCUAUGAGUAUUUUGGCGAUGUAGUAACCUUCGAUACUACGUACCUAACAAAUAGGUACAGAAUACCUUUUGCUCCAUUCGUUGGUGUUAACCAUCAUGGGUAG